ACAUUCUAUUCAGCAGUCGUGAUCGACACCUUUGGGACUGACGAAGUUGCGGAGCAAACACAUUGAUUUGUGCUCUUUACAUUUUUUAUCCACGGUUGAUGUGAUUUUACUACAUCUUCCUUUGGAAUCAAACGGUAUCGAAGUGCAUAUUUCCUAGAAUACAUUUGAAUGAAAGAGUAAAACAGCAAGGAAUUCGUGAUUACCUUUCAUUGUGCUUUGGAAUUUUUAGUAAUAUAUUUGUAAAUUGUUAAUCACACAACGACUGUGUGAACCGAUAACAAACAAAGACUCAAGCUAUGGAAGGAAUGGAAGUUGAAACAUCUUUAGAUGUAUUAUCUCGGGCAGCUUCACUAGUUGAAACAGAAACGGAAUGCGAGAUCAUCAAACCACUACCGUCGGAUAAUUUUGGUAUCAAAACGGAAGGUUCGUUCAUUCCUAAACCAAAUACGCUUUUGUCUAAAGCGAUAGAAUUCAAAGAGACGCAAGCCAUGGAAGUUGAAGAGGGAGAAAAGGAUCAAGUUGUUUUUCGUAGAAGAAAAGUUAAAUGUGCGGGUACACAAACUCUCACUGAAGAACAGACUGCAUUUCCUCAAAGACCAAUGUCUGGUCCACCUCCUUUGCUUUGUGUUUCACCAAGAAGCAGCUUUUAUGAAGAAAUUAGACCACAACAAAGAACAUCAGUAAUCACAUCUACACAUAUGCAGCGUCGACCACAUACAAUUGUUGGUGUUCCAGUUGGUUACAAUGUCCCUGAUGUUCAAAUUCCUCACAGGAAAGAAAUUAAAUCAUUUCCUAUUUCAUCCGUAAAUGCAGAUCCCGUAGUUGAUGAACAUUUCAGAAGAAGUCUUGGGGCAGAAUUCAAUGAUUUUACACCACCUUCAAAUUCAGUGGAAGAUCAUUUUGCUUUGUCUCUAGGAGACCAAUGGCAUAAACUAAACAUUAACAAGUGAAACUUGUUAUAAAUCAAAGUGGUGUCAGCAGUUAUUUGGUGAAAUCACUGGCCAGUUUUACAUUGAUAUGUAUGACUUUGUAUUUAAGGUAGCAGCAGAUUGUGGAAUCACUGACCAUGGUUUUACCUUGAUAAUCUGAGUACAUCCUUAGUUAUUGUUUUGGUUGUGUUGGUAUGGAUGGUCUAUGUGAUGCAACUAUAUUUAUGAGUGUCUUAUAAUAAGAUUGAGCUUUAUCUUUGUAUACUGACUCAAACCCAGAAAUAUUUCUUGGGUUGUUUAUAUAUUUCUAACCUGACUUCAUGCAUAGGCCAAUAUUGAUGAAUGUUUGCAAGAUCUUGAAGAUGAGUAAAAUUGUUGGACCCCAUUUACUUGAAUCAAGACAAUUGGCUAGUUAAGCAGAAAUCUAUUGCCAAAAAAGCUAUUUUUAGUUGGAUGUUUAUGGUUGCAUCUAUGUAGAUAGUAAAAGAUAUUUUUGAUUUGUUUUUACAAGACAUUUGCUAUGAAAUUAUAAAUAGCAUUUUCAAUUACUAGUAUUUACAUUUGAUAUGCUUAGUCAAAAGAGAAAUAUUUUUUUAAUGUUCUUUACAUUGUUUGACACAAGAUUGAAACCAGAUGUGAGCUUCAUAUUGUAGAAGUAUAAAUAAACAGACGGCAAGUCUGCCUGACAUUUCUUACCCAUUAGUUUAAUCUUAUGGUUUAGAGCUGGACUCAGUGAAAUGUAGGGAAUAGUAUAUGAUGUAAAGAUCUGUAUUUGAGCUGGUAUCAUUUAGACAUCUGUAACUAUUCUUUAGUAGUAGUUCACAAGAAAUACUGACAACUGCCUCGUUAUUAAACCUUUUUUUUGAAUUAAAUAAAUAUAUUGCUAGGUACUAUAGGACAUAUAUUUUUGUCUUACCUAGUGUAUGGAAAGCCAAAAACAAAGAGAGACAAUAUGUUUUAUAAAGAUAGGUAUGUCUGUAAUCCAUGCUUAAGAUAACGAUCAAUCAAUGCUUGUAAAAAAAAAAUUAUUUCCUUUCAUUCCAAAGACCAGGAAAGCAUAUGAUUAUCAUUCUUUAGACUUAAUUUCAGUCAACAGGCAGUUUGUUGGUAUUUCUUCAAUUUGUUUUCAAUGUCAUUUAUUGUUGUGGUGCAAGAAUUCUGUCUGGGUUUUGUAAUAUUUUUGUAAUAUAAAUACUAGAGAUAAAGAGAAUUAACUGAAAAUCAGUCGUGCAAAAUCCAUUAUGAAAUAUUACCAGUAGUGCGGUUUUUCCGAUGUUUUUUAUCAAAGCACGGGCCCCACCUUUCUUCGUAAGGAGACAAUAUCAUACAGAAAACGAACAUAAUUAAAAUUAAUAAUUAUAAUGUAUAACAGUUAAUGUGUACACUUGUUUAAAAUAUAUUUGUCAUUUAAUGCUGGUCAAUCUCAA
This is a messenger RNA of Xenia sp. Carnegie-2017, 2356 nucleotides long. RefSeq lists its product as uncharacterized. Bases 297 to 950 code for a protein of 217 amino acids. Gene Ontology annotation, biological process: negative regulation of DNA-templated transcription. NCBI's taxonomy places the organism in Eukaryota, Metazoa, Cnidaria, Anthozoa, Malacalcyonacea, Xeniidae. The record is from RefSeq and is a predicted model, not a curated record. The transcript has 3 exons. Gene Ontology annotation, molecular function: transcription coactivator binding.